Messenger RNA from Alternaria ventricosa, 591 nucleotides. RefSeq lists its product as uncharacterized. Bases 1 to 591 code for a protein of 196 amino acids. The record is from RefSeq and is a predicted model, not a curated record. Gene Ontology annotation, biological process: regulation of translational initiation. Lineage: Eukaryota; Fungi; Ascomycota; Dothideomycetes; Pleosporales; Pleosporaceae. Gene Ontology annotation, cellular component: cytoplasm. The transcript has a single exon.
AUGCCAGAAUCCCGCACUUUGUAUGAUCUUGGCCACGAUGAUGACGGCGAAAAGUGGGCCGGAGGACGACUCAGCAAUGUACUACGAGACACGCAGACCGAGGGUGUUGUAGUAGUUGCGCGCUGGUACGGCGGGCAAAACAUCGGUCCCAUACGUUUCACGCAUAUUGAAAACAGCGCCAAGGAAGCGAUUUGGAAGUGGAAAGUCGCCGAUACGGAGAUCAAGCAAGAGCAGGCCACCAAGAAGCAAAGAGUCGAUGAAGAAGCUAAGCGGGAAGAGCUGAUUAAGAACCUACAGGAAAGGGAUUACAACAUCUUUGCGCUGAGGAAGUUGUUGAGUCAGAAAAAGGCGCAGUUGCAGGAUGAGGAGCCUGCGCCGCCGACGCCGCAGAAGAUGCAGGAUUAUGGGAAGAUGACUAUGGACGCGCUGACGAGGGUGGACAAAGCAAGGGAUGCUACGAUUGCGUUCAUUUUGAAGCAAAUUGAUAAGAUUGAUGAGGAGCUUAAGCUUGUGGAAGCGUUGGAGGACGGCACGCAAGGGGCGGAAGAGGAGGGAAAGGCUGGAGAGGGAAAGCCUUCGACGCCAAAGUGA